Molecule: messenger RNA, 1739 nt
Organism: Cucurbita maxima (winter squash)
Lineage: Eukaryota; Viridiplantae; Streptophyta; Magnoliopsida; Cucurbitales; Cucurbitaceae
Product: transcription factor BEE 3-like
Exons: 6
Coding region: 74-724 (216 amino acids)
Biological process (GO): regulation of DNA-templated transcription
Cellular component (GO): nucleus
Molecular function (GO): DNA-binding transcription factor activity; protein dimerization activity
Source: RefSeq, a predicted model, not a curated record
UCCACAUCCAAUUUGAUCUAAGUAAUUCAUAUAAGUAGCUAGCCUAGCCCUGAAAGCUUUGAGAAACUCAAUCAUGUCAGAGUUUAGGCAAGACCUGCAUCAAGAAAGGGGCUUGAAUAUAGAAGUCCUGACCCAGUUCUCUAAUAUGACAGAGAGCAUGUUAGAGGGUGGCUUGGAGAACUUAUUGGGCUACCAUUUCCAGAUACCAAAAAGCACAACACCCAGUUCACUAUCCAAUUUUCCUUGUGUUACUUUACUGAAAUGUCAGAACGAGUUUCCGAUAACUCGAACCGGUCUACUGGUAGAUAACGCUCAAGAAACCAUGAUGAGAAAAGCCAAACAAGAAUCGGAAAGCAACUCAGGAGCACUUUGUGCAGCCAGGCCUUUGAAAAACUUGGGAGGAGGAAGGAAAAGAAGGAACUGUGAGAAAGAACAGGAAAAGCCUGCAGAAGUAGUUCAUGUUAGAGCAAAACGUGGUCAAGCUACAGAUAGUCACAGUUUAGCAGAAAGGGUGAGAAGAGAGAAAAUCAACAACAAAUUAAAAUGCUUGCAAAACCUUAUUCCAGGAUGUCACAAGUCAAUGGGUAUGGCAAUGGUGUUGGAUGAGACAAUCAAUUAUGUUCAUUCACUACAGAAUCAGGUUGAGUUUCUCUCAAUGGAGCUUGCAGCUGCAUGUUCCUCUUUAGGCAUAAAUUUUGGCACGGGAGCUAUCAGAAAAGCUUAGGAAUCUUCUUCUGGAAUGGUGGGAGGAAGAUGCUUUUUUCUUUUUUCAUUUUGAAAAGUAAGCUACUUCCUUUAUGACAAAGAAGUACGACUAGGAGAAUGAAAGAAACUUAUAGACACUCAUUUAUUUCAGUUCACACAAGUUCUUCACUCACCUCACCUUUUUGUCUUCAUGUCUGCUUCUCCUUGCUCAAGAGAUUUUUCAAGCCCACGGCUAGCAGAUAUUGUCCAAUUUGAACUUUCUCUUUUGGGCUUCCUCUCAAGGUUUUUAAAACACGUCUACUAGAGAAAGAUUUCCACAUUCUUAUAUAGAAUGUUUCGUUCUCCCCCUCAAUCGAUGAGGGAUCUCACAACCUACCUCUAGAUAAUUUCUUUCAAGAGUUCGAGAAUUAAAUGAGAAUCUGCCAUUCCGACUGAAGAAGAAAAGAAACAAGGCAGGAAAGCGGAGGGGAGGGAUGCCAAGUGCAGUGAUAUUGAUAGAUCAACAGAAAAACGGUGUUGAUUGGCCAGGGGAACAAGGUUAGGAGUGGGAUGGGUUCAAAAAGAAGAAGGAUAAAAAAUAGUUUUUGUCCAGACUUAACAAAAAUAUCUAAGAAUAUGGUGGAUCAAUUGAGCCAUUUUGAUUGGUCAAAGCUAAAAUCCCAGGCAGUAAAACCAUAUAUUAAUGUUGAAGUACUGAUGUUUAAGCUUUAAGCAUAACCCUGCAGGGAACAAGAUCACAUGAGGAACAGGCGACAGAGAAAUAGAUGAGGAACUGAUAAAGAGAACACAGUUGCUUCCACUUCAGUAAGCCCUUUUGACUGCAAAUGGGGCAUUUGAUAUCUCUAGGCAAACAAGAUAGUGUUUUCUCACAAGUCUACAAAAUGUCGAAAACAAAUCUAUCAGAGAGUGAUGUAUCAAUUUUACAUCCUACUGUAAAUUGCAUAAAGCAGAACAGUGCAACCAAUUACCUAAUAUUGGCUAUGUCUGAUGGGAUUUUGUUAUCCUGUCUGCAAAUCAUGUCUACUUUUUUAGAC